AUGCCUACAUCGUUGAAUAAUUCGCUUUUUAAAGACUACGAAAUCCAUAAAAGAGCUUGGAAUAAUGAAAGUGUCAAUGUAAAAAAAAGAAAUAGAUCUGAUAAUAAUGCAAUUGAAUCAGAAAUCAAUAUUAUACUAAACCAAAUACUUAAUUUUAUUGAAACCAGAUAUAACAAUACUAAAGACACAAAGGCAAGAGCAUCAUUAUCAAGCAACCCAGAAGCCUGGAUAAAACUUGUUUUAGAAUUAUCAAAGGCACUUAAAGAAAUCGCAGUUAGGGCAAAUGAGUCAUAUUACAUGCUAAUCCAACAACCUACUCCCAGUUUUGUUAUUAAAACUUGGCGAAAAUCAUUUAGAAAUCGACCAGAAGAUGAAAGACUGGACGGUUUUGUCGGAGUUUUAUCAGAAGUGACAGCAAAUGAAAUUUCUGAAGAUCUCGAUCGAAAAAAUGAAAUAUUUAUGAAUGAAGAGUUUCCCUUGAAAUUAAACUUAAGACAAAAUGUGGAGAACCUCAUGGAUCAAGAUAUAGAAGAAGAUAACCAUCGAUACGUGUAUAUGGAUACUGAAUCAGGAGACAUUGUGAGCGAUGGAAUAGAAGAAGUAAGGAUAUCCUUUUCGUGCACCAUGUUUAGGUGUACGUUUUUAAUUUUACAUCUUACUAUGUUUAUAUGGAUACAGGAUUGUGCAGUCAGUAGUCCGGAGUUACCUAAUCAUGCAAUUGAAAUGCAAAUAGAAUUUUUUGACCAAGACCCAAGCUUAUCACCUACACCGGUACCACAACGUCGCACUUUACGUGAAUCGAGUCGACAUCCAAAGAAAAAAGAUCAAAAAGUGGGCGGCCACCUCAAUGAUCCAUCAAAAGUUUCAGAAACCACUCUAGACCCAAGAAAAAGACCAGUCUACAUGGAUGAUUUAAAUAAGGCAUUAAGUGACCUGGAAAAAAAACUACUAAAGAACACCUCACCUGCUACAACUAAUACACCCUGCAGUGGCUUUACAAAAUCGUCAUCAACUCCGAAACACGGUGUCUCCCGAAUCGGCACUGUACGAAAUAUUGGAGACAUUUUACAACUAUUGAAAAAAGCGGUACAAGUCGAAAAGCAUUUACCACAAGCACAUGAUGAAAAUUUAGAUUGGGUGCAAAUAAAAAUUCCUAAGGAUAUGAAAUAA
Arctia plantaginis is the source of this 1170-nucleotide messenger RNA. The record is from the annotation of a GenBank genome assembly. NCBI's taxonomy places the organism in Eukaryota, Metazoa, Arthropoda, Insecta, Lepidoptera, Erebidae.